Messenger RNA from Haplochromis burtoni (Burton's mouthbrooder), 1662 nucleotides. Its product is annotated as phospholipase ABHD3. The transcript is spliced from 9 exons. Gene Ontology annotation, molecular function: monoacylglycerol lipase activity; acetylesterase activity. The record is from RefSeq and is a predicted model, not a curated record. Lineage: Eukaryota; Metazoa; Chordata; Actinopteri; Cichliformes; Cichlidae. Gene Ontology annotation, biological process: medium-chain fatty acid biosynthetic process; medium-chain fatty acid catabolic process. Bases 338 to 1558 code for a protein of 406 amino acids.
AAAACUAUAUCUCCAUAUUUGUAGUUUACAUGGAUCGUAGCCAUGACGUUGAAGUUGGAGCUUUUGUCCAAUCAGGAGCUUCGCCUGUGAGAACUAGGAAGCAGCUGCUCCCGGAGAAAACACCAGACUAUUACCUGAUGGCUACCGGCGUCUAACGUAAUAUCGCCAAGGCUGCUGGGAAGAGUCGAAGUACAACAUAUUGAACGUUAGAUGUUUCUGAUGAAGGCAGGUUGUCGGACAUUAAAUAUCAUAUUCUUUGUGUCCUGUUAUUCCGUUGUGUCGGUUAACGACGUCGUCGGCUAGCAGCUCAGCUGUCAACCGCACUUAGACCGUUGUCAUGUUUCUGACUCAUGCGGAGGUAUGGAGAACAUACUGGGAGUGUGUUUCCAGGCCAUACACGGUGAUCAUCUGCUCCCUCACAGCCACAAUGUACUAUCUGUGGGGCCGCGAGUGUCAGAGACCAGCUCUGGUUUGCAGUGAGGCUUUCAGUGCAUUCCUCUUCAAGCACUGUCCUGUGGUAGCUGAGCGCUUCAGUCCCACUCCGUGGUGCUGGGGAGGCCGACUUCAAACGCUGGUCUGUGCUGCCCUCAAGUCCAGACCCCCUGUCAGUUAUCGCAAUGAGCUGAUCCGUACAGUGGAUGGUGGUCAGAUCUCUCUUGACUGGUUGGACAAUCAGGCCAGUGUGACCUACCCAGAAUCCUCCACGCGUCCCACAGUGCUCAUCCUCCCCGGGAUUACAGGAAACAGCCAGCAGUCCUAUGUGCUUCACGCCGUUAGCCAGGCCACACGCCACGGGUACAGAUGUGUGGUCUUCAACAACAGAGGUCUUGGAGGGGAGGAGCUGCUGACACCAGUCACCUACUGUGCUGCCAAUACUUCAGAUCUUGAGUGUGUGGUGCAGCAUGUCAAAGGGCUCUACCCCAGUGCUCCUGUGCUUGGGGCUGGUGUGUCUUUGGGAGGCAUGGUGUUGUUAAACUACCUGGCCCGUAAGCACACCGAGUCAGGAUUGGUUGCCGGCAUCACCAUCUCGGUACCCUGGGAUGCACGUAAGUCCUCUGACUCGAUGGAGGAACCGCUCAACUGGCUGCUCUUCAACAGGCACAUCACGAGAUGCUUGCACCGCGCUGUCACCAGGCACAGGAAGAUUUUAGAGAAAGUGGUGGAUGUUGACUAUGUCCUGAAGGCUCGGUCCAUCCGUGAGUUUGACGAACGCUACACGUCUCUGAUGUUUGGUUAUAGCUCAUGUAUGGAUUAUUACCGCGAUGCCAGCCCAGGCAAAAAGCUCCCCAAUACAGCCGUACCCAUCCUGUGUCUCAAUGCCGCUGAUGACCCUUUCUCUCCACAAACUGCCUUCCCGGUGUCCGUAGUUCAGGAUCUUCCUAACGUCGCCCUGGUAUUGACGGCACACGGGGGACACAUUGCCUUCUUGCAGGGUUUUUUUCCUCUAGGCGAGAGCUAUAUGGAGCGCUUGUUUGGCCAGUUUGUGCACGCAGUCUUUGAACACCGGGAGGAAAUGAAGCAAGCCUGUGGUAUCAGAGAGGAGCAAAUGAAGGACUAACGAGCAAUAUGAAGGCACUUACACUGAAGUAAUACAACAUUUGCAGCUGCAACUCUGCUCAUCUACCUCAUGACCUCAGGUUCAUGUUCAAGUCAUGUAGAAAU